UGUAUUGGUUUACAAGUAAAUUUAUGUGUUCAUUUAUUUAUCAAGCGUUAUAUAUAUCAAUAAUUUACCACCAAUUUUGCUAGCUAGGAUUCGUGACCGUGUUUACUUACUCUUCUACUCAGUCUUGGAAAGAAAACUAAAAAAAAAAGAAUUUAGUCUAUAGGUUAGACAAUCAUGGCGAGCACGUCGAGAAUCGAAGCGAACAAGGUGGUUUGUUAUGCCCAUCCCGAUGCACCACUUAUCGAGGACUACAGGGCUGGGGACAUGAUAUGUUCAGAAUGCGGAUUGGUCGUCGGCGACAGGGUAAUAGAUGUAGGCUCAGAAUGGCGUACGUUUAGCAACGAGAAGUCCGGUGUUGACCCGUCUCGUGUGGGUGGGCCAGAAAACCCAUUGUUGUCUGGAGGCGAUCUUUCCACAAUAAUCGGUCCUGGUCGGGGAGAUGCAUCUUUUGACAGUUUUGGGGUAUCCAAAUACCAGAACAGGAGAAACAUAAGCAGCACAGACAGAGCCUUAAUAAAUGCAUUCCGGGAGAUAAAUACGAUGGCUGACAGAAUAAAUCUGCCAAAGACUAUUGUGGACAGAGCUAAUAAUUUGUUCAAACAGGUACAUGAUGGUAAAAACUUAAAAGGCAGAGCAAACGACGCGAUAGCUUCAGCGUGUCUAUACAUCGCCUGUCGACAGGAAGGUGUGCCCCGAACCUUCAAAGAGAUCUGUGCGGUCAGCAAAAUCAGCAAGAAAGAAAUCGGACGGUGUUUCAAAUUAAUCCUAAAGGCUCUAGAAACUUCCGUGGAUCUCAUAACAACAGCAGAUUUCAUGUCUCGGUUCUGUUCAAAUCUGGGGCUGCCAAAUUCUGUGCAGAGGGCGGCUACACAUAUAGCGAGGAAAGCCGGCGAGCUGGACAUUGUGUCGGGACGCAGUCCUAUUUCAGUCGCCGCUGCCGCUAUUUAUAUGGCAUCUCAGGCAUCGGAAGACAAGCGCAGUCAGAAGGAGAUCGGCGACAUCGCGGGCGUGGCUGACGUCACGAUCCGGCAGUCCUACAAACUGAUGCAUCCGUUCGCCGCAAAACUGUUCCCUGAAGACUUCAAGUUUGCCACACCUAUAGAGUUCCUGCCGGUUAUGUAAAAGGUUUUCUUAAUGUGAAAUGUCAGAUUUAUGAGCAUUGAUAAGUAUAUUUAAAUUUUUUUGCUGAGUUGCGAGCUAAUAUAGCUAAUAUAAAACGUAAGAAGCAAAGACAUUUUGACUUUAAUUGUAUUGCAAUUUGCAUGUUUUCUAUUUGUUGUCAUCAGCGGAAACUAAAUCUGAUUUUGCAACAACUUUGAUUCCAAUUUACAAAGCUUUAGUUGGGCCAGUAGAAGGAUACCAUAAAAAAAAUUGGUUACAAAAUCAAAUACAUAUAUUUAUAUACGUUUAUUGUGAACACAAACACAGGUAAAACUGAGACGAUUUAUGAUCUCAAUCAGGGCGGAUUUUUUAAUUUUGAACAAAGAUACUUCUUUGCAAGGAUCUCUUUUCACUUCUCGUUUCUCAGAAAUUACCAAAAAAAACCAUUGUCUGUGAAAAAAGGCUAUCCUGUUGGUCUUUUUAUACCACAAAAUAAGUCUUGAAAUUAUUUUUGGGCUAGUUCAGUCCAUGAAAUUUGUCGCGUAGGUUUAUAUUUUAUUUGAAAAUACUAAUUUAAAAAAAGAAAUCAUUAAUUUGUGAGAAAGAAUAAAUCAACAAUAAUGAAAAAUCACAUGGAUUUUUGGAAAGAAGUGCAUCACAUACUUGUAUAUGCAGUAAACUUUUAUGUAUCAGGUUUUUCUCAUUUAUAUCAUCAAAUUUAAUUGAGAUAUCAAGGGGUUAUUUGUUUAUUUAAACUUACUUAGAUUUAAGUAUUAACUUUGUGGGUAAUUUAGAAUUAAAAUGUUACGACGAACCAUAGGUACAUGUCUAGAGUUAUUGUGAUUUAUUAUGUAAUUAAUUGAUGGCCUUAUUUAGAGACACAUAGAGAGCAGUUGGGCGUUAUUGGAAAACUUUAUAUGCGUUACAAAAAUAAUAGCUUUUAAAGAAAGUUACAAGAAUAAAGCUAUUCAGAGGGGCACUAAUGUGUUAUAAUCUUUAGUUUAUUCUCAGUGUGACAUUUUUACUUCCAGUAAAAAAUGUCCAAAUGAUAGAUUCCUUGAAGAAAUAUAGAUACUAGUAUAAUGUUAAUUUCUUA
This is a messenger RNA of Amyelois transitella, 2197 nucleotides long. RefSeq names its product transcription initiation factor IIB (gene TfIIB). Gene Ontology annotation, biological process: transcription preinitiation complex assembly; transcription initiation at RNA polymerase II promoter. Lineage: Eukaryota; Metazoa; Arthropoda; Insecta; Lepidoptera; Pyralidae. The transcript is spliced from 5 exons. Gene Ontology annotation, cellular component: transcription preinitiation complex; nucleus. Gene Ontology annotation, molecular function: RNA polymerase II general transcription initiation factor activity; TBP-class protein binding. The coding region runs from base 175 to 1122 and encodes 315 amino acids. The record is from RefSeq and is a predicted model, not a curated record.